Molecule: messenger RNA, 3471 nt
Organism: Drosophila elegans
Lineage: Eukaryota; Metazoa; Arthropoda; Insecta; Diptera; Drosophilidae
Gene: fz2
Product: frizzled-2
Exons: 7
Coding region: 1262-3367 (701 amino acids)
Biological process (GO): non-canonical Wnt signaling pathway; canonical Wnt signaling pathway
Cellular component (GO): plasma membrane
Molecular function (GO): Wnt receptor activity; Wnt-protein binding
Source: RefSeq, a predicted model, not a curated record
AAAGUCAGUUAGCAAGUGGAAAUCACCGGAAAAACUACAUAGCGCGGCAGAAGGAAAAUCGCGAAAGUCACUGAAAAUUCACACCGCAGACGGGAAAUAAAAAAAACAGCCCCAAAAGGCAGCCCCCGAUAACAAAAGUUAAUAACAAUAACAAGGCGGAAUAAAAACAAAAAAGGGGGGAGAGAAACAAAACGAAACAAAUGAAAAGGAAAGAAUGAAAACAAAAAGAGAAACAAAUAAAAAAUCGCGCGUUUAAUUAACGUACAAAACGACGCAAGCAGCACAGUCGACGCCGCAGUCGUAGUCGGCGUCGCAGUCGACGUCGCGAGUGCUUGUGUGUGUGUGUUUGCGUGCGUGAGUAUCUGUGUGAGCUAACGAUAUAAAACUGCAAUUGAUUGCAAUUUCGGCGGCAUUUGCAAAAUAGCAAGCCGGCGAAGAACACAAAACCAAGAAAUCAAUAAAAGCACAACAAAUAAAUACAUUAAAUAUAUACCAACAAACAAACACAAAAACAUAGAAUAAAUCCCAUAAGCCUGCAAUAAAAAUAAAAAUACACAACAACAAAACAUAGCCAAACGGUUCGUCAAAUCAAAUGUGAAUUGAAGAACGGAUCGCCAGCCAAAAAAAAAACACUUAAAUCAUCAGUCCGAUGUAGCGAAAGCAAUUAUAAUAUACGAAAAUGCAACCAUUCCGUUCCGUGCCGUGCUAAUGCAAAAACGUAUACGAUCCGAAACCGAUAAAAUUACAAAUACAUGAACCCAAGUGAAAUAACAAUUUUACAGCCCACUGAAAGCCAAGUAUAGCAAUUGCAUUGCGGAGUUCUGUAAAAAUUAAACAACAAAAAGUGGACAUCAAAGGAACUAUUUUUUGAGACAUUUGCUGGAAAGCCUUUAAGCCACCUAAGCACAGGAAUAGCGGCGUGACUUCAACAAGAAAUCUUCUCCAGCUAGACUUUUGUUUAGUUGUUAUUGAGUGCAGCCACCAAAUAAGCUGGUCGGAAUUGUAUGAAGCAGGAAAUCAACCAGAAAGCAGCUAAACCAACGGAAUGGAAAAAAUGCUAGACCACGCCGUUUGUCGAGCGCUGACGAUUUGACGCUGAGCUGUCUGUCUGGCAGGAAGGAAACGCGACUCGCUUUUCCGGCUCUCGAGGCGCCUCCACGUGGAGUGAGGUGCAAGCGCAGAGAAGGUCAGAGGGCCAACAGAGACCCCGAGUGGGGGUGCAAGUCACACACGAGAACGAAGCUAAGCUAAGACGCACACAAUGAGACACAAUCGAAUGAGGCUCCUGGGACUCCUGGGAUUCGCACUCAUCCUCAUCCUGACGACUUGCUGUCGAGCGGAUGGGCCGCAGCACAGUCCGGAUCACGGCCUGGGCAUGGGCGGCAUGGGAAUGGGCGGACAUGGUUUGGACGCGAGUCCUGCGCCCGGAUACGGAGUGCCGGCCAUACCCAAGGAUCCCAAUCUGCGCUGCGAGGAGAUCACCAUACCCAUGUGCCGGGGCAUUGGCUACAACAUGACCUCCUUUCCCAACGAAAUGAACCACGAAACACAGGACGAGGCGGGCCUGGAGGUGCACCAGUUCUGGCCCCUGGUGGAGAUCAAGUGCUCACCGGACCUCAAGUUCUUCCUGUGCAGCAUGUACACGCCCAUAUGUUUGGAGGACUAUCACAAACCACUGCCCGUUUGCCGCAGUGUCUGCGAACGAGCACGUUCGGGAUGUGCACCCAUUAUGCAGCAGUACAGCUUCGAGUGGCCGGAGAGGAUGGCCUGCGAGCACUUGCCCAUCCAUGGUGACCCCGACAACCUGUGCAUGGAGCAGCCUUCCUAUACCGAAGCGGGCAGUGGCGGCAGUGGCUCUGGCGGGUCGGGAGGAUCUGGCAGCGGUUCUGGGUCCGGUGGCAAGCGAAAGCAGGGAGGCAGUGGCUCCGGCGGCGGUGGUGCCGGCGGCAGCGGUGGCUCAACGAACACAAAACAAUGCCGCGGACGCAAUUCAAAAAACUGCCAAAAUCCCCAAGGAGAAAAGGCAAGCGGAAAAGAGUGCAGCUGCUCGUGCCGCUCCCCACUCAUCUUCCUGGGGAAGGAGCAGCUGCUGCAGCAGCAGCAGCAGUCGCCCAUGAUGCACCAUCCGCAUCACUGGUACAUGAACCUCACUGUGCAAAGGAUCGCCGGCGUGCCAAACUGCGGCAUUCCCUGCAAGGGACCCUUCUUCAGCAACGACGAAAAGGAUUUCGCCGGCCUCUGGAUCGCCCUGUGGUCGGGCCUGUGCUUCUGCAGCACGCUCAUGACCCUAACCACAUUCAUCAUCGACACCGAAAGGUUUAAGUACCCGGAACGGCCGAUUGUCUUCCUCUCCGCCUGCUAUUUCAUGGUGGCCGUGGGCUAUUUGUCCCGGAAUUUCCUCCAAAACGAGGAGAUAGCCUGCGAUGGCCUGCUGCUGCGGGAGAGCUCAACGGGUCCGCAUUCCUGCACCCUGGUCUUCCUGCUAACCUACUUCUUCGGCAUGGCCUCCUCGAUCUGGUGGGUCAUCCUCAGCUUCACCUGGUUUUUGGCCGCUGGACUGAAGUGGGGCAAUGAGGCCAUUACCAAGCACUCGCAGUACUUCCACCUGGCCGCCUGGCUCAUACCCACGGUCCAGUCGGUGGCCGUGCUCCUGCUCUCCGCGGUGGAUGGCGAUCCCAUACUGGGCAUUUGCUAUGUGGGCAACCUGAACCCGGAUCACCUGAAGACCUUUGUGCUGGCCCCGCUCUUCGUUUACCUGGUUAUUGGCACCACCUUCCUGAUGGCCGGCUUUGUCUCCCUCUUCCGGAUUCGAUCGGUGAUCAAGCAGCAGGGUGGCGUUGGAGCCGGCGUCAAGGCGGAUAAGCUGGAGAAGCUGAUGAUCAGGAUUGGCAUCUUCUCGGUGCUCUACACAGUGCCGGCCACCAUAGUGAUCGGCUGCUAUCUGUACGAGGCGGCCUACUUCGAGGACUGGAUCAAGGCGCUGGCCUGUCCGUGUGCCCAGGUGAAGGGUCCCGGCAAGAAGCCGCUCUACUCGGUGCUGAUGCUCAAGUACUUCAUGGCCCUGGCCGUGGGCAUCACCUCGGGCGUUUGGAUUUGGUCCGGCAAGACACUGGAGAGCUGGCGUCGCUUCUGGCGGCGACUUUUCGGAGCGCCCGAUCGCACGGGCGCCAAUCAGGCGCUGAUCAAGCAGCGACCCCCCAUUCCGCAUCCGUAUGCCGGAUCCGGGAUGGGCAUGCCCGUGGGCUCGGCGGCGGGCUCGCUGCUGGCCACGCCCUACACCCAGGCUGGAGGCGCCUCGGUGGCAUCCACCAGCCACCAUCACCUGCACCACCAUGUUCUCAAGCAACCGGCGGCCAGCCACGUAUGACAUGGAGAGUCGGGGGAGCAUCGACCAUGGGCGGCGGCGGUGGCGGGGGCGGCGGUAGCACCAUUGGCGGCGGCACCCUUGGCCACGGCACCGCGAUGAGCAGC